AUGGAAGCACUAGAAGUUGACGACAUCAGCCCGGCCUUGGAGGUGACUGAAGAUUUCUUCAAUAGUUUUGAUGCUAAGCUGGAAAAGGUUGUGCAACCGUCCGAGGUGUAUGGGGUGCAGGAGGUUCCCGAACUGGUAGGACAUGAAGUAUUCAAUCAGAUAACGGACAGCGGAGACCUGAGAAACAUCACUUCCUUAGCGAAAAACAGCCUCAUUUGGGAACGCUGCAGAAACGGCCUCUUGGAAGCCAACGCUCCGAAAGCGUUCCCUGCCAAAGAUCAGUUUACGGGGCAAAGGGAGACAGCCCCGGAUAAUCUCUCCUGGGUGGAGCAAAGGGAAGCCUCGACUUUUAAUAUUUUUAAUCUCUGUCAGCGGAGGAGAGACAGGCCCCGCUCUGUGAACGAUAUCCUAGUGCAGAACGAGGACGCCUCCACUUUCAAGCCAGGACAUAACCGGUCACGCUCGGAUGCAAGCCGCAUAGACUGGGGACUUGUCUUCACAGGUGCAUCUGUGCAGCCGCCAUCGAGUCAGGACACCAAUUGCUCCAGGCUCUCAUGCCUACCACCCGCACUAAAGAAGGGAGAGGACGUUCAAGGGAACACUGAACACAAGCUGACAUUCCCAAAUAUUCUGAAGAAGGGAUACCUAGAAAUUAGAAAGGACCAUGACAGCUAUUGGCAGCCCUGCUAUGCAGAGCUCUCUCCACACAAACUGUACCUGUAUUACCUCGACAGUAGCGGCAACCAGAAUUUUCCUACCGUGUAUCCGCUUUCACAUUUCCAAAGUGUCACUGUCACAGACAGCACUGAAACAAAGAUGGUGGAUGCCAUUCUGUCGGACAACUCCCAGCUGCAGCUGAAGGCAGAGUCGCCGUGGGAGACUUUGGACUGGGGGAAGAAACUUUGGGAGGUGGGACAUUCCUCUGCGCCAACGUUCAGGAGGCAGCAGGAAAACCUAGAGGACUCACAGAAGCUGGACAACAACAGGGACCUUCCCCAGAUUCAUGGCUUACAAAAGAAGCCUGCUGAGCUUUUCCAGUGUACAGCUUUGAGCCAAAAUACAAAGGAGUACCAAAACAUUCUCAGGUCAGGGACUCUUUAUAGGUUGACGGUCCAGAAUAACUGGAAAGCGUUUACUUUUGUACUAAGCAGAUCUUGUCUCAUGGCAUUUCAGCCCGGGAGUCUUGAUGAAGACCCUCUCCUGAGUUAUAACAUUGAUGUGUGCCUGACUGUCCAGACAGAUAUUCUGGAUGACUGUGACUCAUGCUUUCAGGUCAUUUUCCCUCAAGAUGUCCUCCGGCUGCGUGCAGAGACCCGUCAGAGGGCACAGGAGUGGAUGGAGGCCCUGAAAUCUGCUGCCAACGCAGCCAGAAGUUUAGGUCCAAACCUGCAGGUUACUCUCAGAAACAAAGCCAGAGAUCAGCCUCUGGGGAGAGACUUCAGGCAGAGCAAGCGCCAGUCUGUGACCACCAGCUUUCUGAGCAUUCUGACCACGUUGUCUUUGGAAAGAGGACUCACGGCCCAGAGCUUCAAGUGUGCAGGUUGUCAGCGCUCUAUAGGCUUGUCCAAUGGAAAAGCCAAGGUGUGCAGUUACAGCGGAUGGUAUUACUGCAGCACCUGCCAUGUGGACGACAACUUUCUAAUCCCCGCGCGACUGGUUCAUAACUGGGACACUUCAAAAUACAAGGUAUCAAAGCAAGCCAAAGAGUUCCUGGAGUAUGUGUACGAGGAGCCGUUGAUUGACAUCCAGCAGGAAAAUCCCAUGUUGUACAGACAUGUUGAGCCGCUGGCGACUGUAGUCCGUCUGAGACAGCAGCUGAGAUCUCUCCGAGCCUAUUUGUUCAGCUGCAGAGCAGCAGUGGCAGAAGACCUGCGCAGGAGAAUCUUCCCCAGAGAGUACCUCCUUCAGCAGAUCCACCUGUAUUCCCUUGCAGACCUACAGCAGGUUAUUGAAGGAAAAUUGGCUCCUUUCUUGGGGAAGAUAAUCAAGUUUGCCACCUCUCAUGUGUACAGCUGCAGCCUUUGUAGCCAAAAGGGCUUCAUCUGCGAGAUUUGUAACAAUGGAGAGAUCCUUUACCCCUUUGAGGAUAUUUCAACAAGCAGGUGCGAAAGCUGUGGCGCUGUCUUCCACUCGGAGUGCAAAGUGAAGUCUGUCCCGUGCCCCAGGUGUGUGCGCAAAGAGCUGCAGAAGAAGCAGAAGUCCUUCUGGAGGAGACUGAAUAUGGACGAGAGCCUGGAAGAGUCUUGCACCAUGUUCGAGCUGUCCUAUCAGAAUACAUGA
Molecule: messenger RNA, 2280 nt
Organism: Emys orbicularis (European pond turtle)
Lineage: Eukaryota; Metazoa; Chordata; Testudines; Emydidae
Gene: PLEKHM3
Product: pleckstrin homology domain containing M3
Exons: 7
Coding region: 1-2280 (759 amino acids)
Source: RefSeq, a predicted model, not a curated record